Molecule: messenger RNA, 2502 nt
Organism: Etheostoma cragini (Arkansas darter)
Lineage: Eukaryota; Metazoa; Chordata; Actinopteri; Perciformes; Percidae
Product: zinc finger and BTB domain-containing protein 7C
Exons: 4
Coding region: 415-2415 (666 amino acids)
Biological process (GO): regulation of transcription by RNA polymerase II
Molecular function (GO): DNA-binding transcription factor activity, RNA polymerase II-specific; RNA polymerase II cis-regulatory region sequence-specific DNA binding; protein binding
Source: RefSeq, a predicted model, not a curated record
CACUCUCUCGCUCGUCCUAUGAGCCACACACAACAGUGAGCCUGACUCUUAACUCCACACUCUGCUACACAGACAGACCCAAGAAUCACACUCUGCUCUCCUCUGUUGCGCUGCUUUUGCUCCUCUCCAUUGGAUAUUCCUCCUUGGGUGUUUUUUGUUUUUUGUUUAAAUGUAUUUUUGUGAAUGGGCAUCCGUGGCCGGUGUGAGGAGCUUGUGAAUGGACUGAUUUCCUGACUGGCUGACUGAUUGACAGACUGGCAAAGAGAGAGGCAGCUGCGUUUCAAUUAAAAAGGGCAAUGCUGAGAGGUCAAGUGAGGAGCAAGAGAGCCUCUUAGUAGUCUGGAAAUACAUGUGACACGUGAGGGGAAUCAAGAAACUGAAGGCACGAUAAGCAACAGAGUCAGAGAGAGGAGCAUGGUUCAUCACAGAGAAGAGGACCUGAUCGGGAUCCCCUUCCCAAAUCACAGCAGUGAUGUCCUCUGCAGCCUCAAUGAGCAGCGUCGUGAAGGGCUGCUCUGCGAUGUCAUCCUCAUUGUUCGGGACCAGGAGUACCGCACCCACCGCUCCGUUCUGGCCGCCUGCAGCCAGUACUUCAAGAAACUCUUCACAGUGGCCAACGCUGACGGUGGGGAUCACCAUCACACGGCGGCCGUGUACGAAAUUGACUUUGUGGCUCCGGACUCUCUCACCGCCAUCCUGGAGUUUGCCUACACCUCCACUCUGACUGUCACGGCGUCCAAUGUUAAAGAGAUCCUAAACGCAGCUCAGAUGUUGGAGAUUCCCUGCAUCAUAAACGUUUGCCUGGAGAUCAUGGACAGCGGGGGUGGAGGCGGCGGCGGGAGAGCGGAGGAGGGAGAAGAGGAAGAGGAGGAUGCGGAGGAAGAUGAGGAGGAGGAAGAAGAGGAGGAGGAAGAGGAGGAGGAGGGGUCAAGGAAGGACGAGCAGGAGGAUGAGGAGGACAAUGUCAGCGAGAGGUCCCUGCAGUCUUCGGAGAGCAGGGGGGGGCAGACGCCUCCGGGGACAGAGGACUUGCCUCCUCCCAGCACCUCCACAUACCACCAGCAGUUUGACCUGCACAGAGAGUCCUCGCAGUCACAGUCUCCAGACACCGUGCGAGGAAAACAGGAGAGUAUGGAGAGUCGGGCUUUGAAGGAUUUCUCUAUCGAGUCUCUCCUGCAGGAGGGUCUCUACCCCCGUAUGUCAACACUGGACAGGAGAGCCAACUUCUCCCCUCUCCUCCCAGGCUUCUACCCCUCUAUGUGGGCCGCCGAGUUCCCGGCCUUCCCCAAGCAGCUCCUGGACCCCAGCCACCACCAGCAUCCCCACACAGGAGCCUCACAGCAAAGCAGGCUCCCCCAUGCCUUCCCCAAAUCUGCACCGCUCGAGGCCUCAAGGCCCCUCGACCUAGCUGUGAAAAGAGAAAUCAUAAAGGAGGAGAUGAAAGAGGAAAUCCCACUGAGUCAUCUCCACGGUAACUUCCUGAAAGAGUUUGUCAGCUCGGGCCUAGGCAGCGGCAUGAACGCUGGGUCAGUGCCGUCCGAAGGUCACGCUCUGGGCCAGUUAAAGGAUGAAGCCGACUUCCGGUCGUACCUUAGCUUCCUGAGUUCCGCAUCCCACCUGGGGGCGCUGUUCCCUCCCUGGCAGCUGGAAGAGGAGAGGAAGAUGAAGCCCAAAGCGUCGCAGCAGUGUCCAAUCUGCAACAAAGUCAUCCAAGGAGCUGGGAAACUGCCACGACACAUGAGGACACAUACCGGGGAGAAACCGUACAUGUGCACUAUCUGUGAAGUACGAUUCACCAGACAAGACAAACUCAAGAUCCACAUGAGGAAGCACACUGGUGAGCGCCCCUACAUCUGCCUCCACUGCAACUCCAAGUUUGUCCACAACUACGACCUAAAGAACCACCUGCGUAUCCACACGGGCGUCCGUCCGUACCAAUGUGAGCACUGCUACAAAAGUUUCACACGGUCUGACCACCUACAUCGACACAUCAAGAGGCAGAGCUGCCGCAUCUCCCGCCCCCGACGAGGAAGAAGGCCAGCUGCUUGGCGGUCCACAUCCACCAACAACUUCCUGUGCCCCCCCGCUGCUGCCACCAACCGGUUUGAGGAGAACGGGUUAAGCCCUGCAUACCAAGGAGUCAAGAGUCACGGACUUGGGGGAAUGCUUGGCAACAGGGGUGUGGGAUUUAAGAGCGGGGAUGGCGCAGGCAGGGAGAUCAGGGAGGAACGGCGAGCAGAGGGGAAGCAUGUCGUAGAGGAGGAGAAGGCAGGAGCAGGGAGGCAGAGGGGAGUGUUUGCCUUCGCCCUGGCUGGAGAAGAAGUGCUUACCCACUCUCCAUUUUACGCUGCAACCUCUGAACCCUGGACCAUGAGAUUGGAGCGUGCUCCACCCAUCCCUGAGCCGGCCCAAUGAACUGUGGUCUGUAGAAGAAAAAAAAGACAAGAAAGAAAGUCUCUUUAAUCUCUGUCUGUUCUGCUUCAGGAAGCUAAAGCACCUUUU